GUCGUUCAGCUACCUCACGCAGCCCACAUCCUCAACACUUCUGUUCACCCCCCCACCCAACACUAGUCCUUCACGAUGUUCGCUCGCGUCGCUGUCGCCUCUGUCCUCGCCCUCCCACUCCUUGCGGCCGCCCAGAGCUGCAACACCGGUCCCAUCCAGUGCUGCAACAGCGUUGAGAAGUCUGACUCUGCUGCGGGCUCCGCUAUCCUCUCCCUCCUCGGGGUCGUCCUCGGCGACAUCACCGGGAGCAUCGGUCUCGGCUGCUCGCCGCUCUCCGUCGUCGGCCUCGGCCAGAGCUCCUGCUCCGCCAGCCCCGUCUGCUGCCAGAACAACAACGUCGGUGGCCUGAUCUCCAUCGGCUGCCUUCCCAUCGAGCUCUAAGCUCUUCGCGAAGGACGCGUCGGUCUCUGAUGAGAGGGAUGGUUAGCGUAAUUCUUGGUUAAUCGUUUGGGAUAAUACAUCGUUGUUUGCCCGC
Molecule: messenger RNA, 475 nt
Organism: Trametes versicolor FP-101664 SS1
Lineage: Eukaryota; Fungi; Basidiomycota; Agaricomycetes; Polyporales; Polyporaceae
Product: fungal hydrophobin
Exons: 3
Coding region: 76-381 (101 amino acids)
Cellular component (GO): fungal-type cell wall
Molecular function (GO): structural constituent of cell wall
Source: RefSeq, a predicted model, not a curated record